AUGAACACUACCACAUUGGCCAUCCGUCCUAAAAAGUCCGUCCCCAACAGCACAUACUCCGUCUACAUUGUGAGUCACCAAUUCGAUCUCUCUUAUCCCCAGAGCGACUUGGCUAUAUUCGUGCAAACUCAGAAAGCUAGCACCCUCGGGAAGAGAGGGGAUGUCUAUUUUCUCGCUUCUGACUCUAAGGGUGCUGCAGGCGUGUGUCUUUGGCGUGAAUACAUCACAUUUUCUGAAACUGGGCCAAUGAAUGACAACCCAAUGUCAAUUGGCACUACCUCUACCUCGUACCAUCCCGAAAUUUGGGAUAGAACUUUGAGGAAGCUAGUGGCCAAUGAGUUUGAUCGGCAUGAUGCGACCACCUGGGCUUUGCAGGGCUCGACUCUCGGUGGACUACUGACGCUGGAUAUUUCCCGUUGGGUCGAGAAGGCUAAGGUCUCACUAGAAGCUGCUGGACUACUUCGGCCGUUGCCAUGUACCAGCCUGGACUUCCCAGAUGGUGGGGGCGCGUUGAGCAUUGUGGUUACGAUAUAG
Penicillium paradoxum is the source of this 534-nucleotide messenger RNA. RefSeq lists its product as uncharacterized. Lineage: Eukaryota; Fungi; Ascomycota; Eurotiomycetes; Eurotiales; Aspergillaceae. The transcript has a single exon. The record is from RefSeq and is a predicted model, not a curated record. The coding region runs from base 1 to 534 and encodes 177 amino acids.